AAAAAAAAAAAAGAAUAAGAGGCUAUUUUACAAAAAAAAUAGAAAAUAAAAAUGGUACUAGGGUUUCAAGAGAUUCCUUUACUACCAGAAAUGGGAAAUCGGAGAAGACGAGUAUGCAAUUAAAGAGCAAAAGCUGAUAAUUUCAAAGUUCAAACCUAAAAGAACUAAACAAUGGCGAAAGAGGAACACAGGGUUGCUCAAAUUGAAGUAGCAAAGCAAAGAUGCAGGUGCGUCAUUGAUUCAAUCCACAAAUUGCCAUCUUCUUCAAACAUCACCCACUCAUGUAGAAGAACCCUCCUCAAAUUAGCACGUGCUGAGCUCGAUUUUCUCUCUCAACCUUCUUCUUCCAGCACUCUCAGUGUCAACAUUGGGCACCUGGAAGCAGUUCUACAUAUUCUACAGCAACCUUUCAUAAGCGGAGUUUCUAGAGUUUGCAAAUCAAUCCCACUAUCUCCUUCAGUUAGUCGCGAAGAGAGACAUAGCUCUUCUCUCAAAGACAUCCAUGUCGAUGUGGUGUGUAUCCUCAAUGGGAAGCCUGUGUGGAUUAUAGUAUCCGAUAGGAAUCCAAAGUACAUUUCAUGGAAUAGUUGUCAUAAAAGUAAGGGUUUGAAGCUACGCAUUGAACAAGUACUCGCUGCUGCCAAAUCUAACUUAGCUUUAAGACCUUCCUCGGUUAUGAUUUUCUUUGCCAAUGGGAUUUCAACCCAUGUUUAUGACAAGCUACGCGACGAAUUCAGGGCAUCUGAAAUCCGUUUGGCGUUUUCGGUUUUCAGUUCUAACAUGCUAGAAGAAACAGAAGGUGACUGGAUAAAUGUUAUCUCUAGAUCAUAUAGAGAUGCACUUGUUCUUGAAAUCAACCUUACUGAUGAAAAAGAUGCUGUUCCAAAUUUAGGAUGUAAUGUUGAGAGUUCGAUCAUGGAUUCUUCUCAAGUAGAGGUUUCAGUAGGAAAGGUUGAAACACAACCACAUCUUUUGGAACAAAAUGCCGUUAACAGGGCUUCUUCUCAACUUGAGCGUUCAAUAGAUAAAGCUGAAACUAGACCGCUGCUAUCACAAGAGGAUAUUGAAACAAAGUUGGGUGAUACAUUCUAUUCUGUUAUUAUGGGAAUGAAACUAAGCUCCCUGGACAAUAAAAAUUCCGAAUCGACUGAAUCUAUGAAACUUUUAGGUGGGAGUGAUCUGGUAAAUUUUGAUACAACAGCUUUGAUAGCUUUUGUAUCGGGAAUUAGUAAUGGUGGAACAGAAAAACUUUUGGCCACUCCCGAAAGUGAACUGAGACAGCGGUUUAAGGGAAACUUUGACUUUGUGAUCGGUCAAAUAAUGUCUGAACUUCAAAAUCCAAUCCAUGUGGAAUUUGGUAGAGUCCUAAAUGGGAAGCAGGGUAUAAUUUGUGAGAGUGUUCUUUCAGAAUUUAAGGAGCUAGCGAAAAUGUGUGGAGGGCCAAAUGAGAAACUUAGAGCCGACAAGUUAAUAAAUUAUCUAAGGGUUGUUCCGGAUACUCCUUCAGGACGCAUGAUGGGCCUCCCAACAACUAGGAAGCUGGCAUUAAAAAACAAGAUUGUGUUUGGUACUGGUGACCAUUGGCAUGCCCCAACUUUGACAGCAAACAUGGCAUUCAUCAGAGCAGUUUCACAGACGGGGAUGUCACUCUCUAGUAUUGAACAUAGACCAAGGGCCUUAACUGGGGAUUAGUUACAUGCAUUCAUGACAAUAAAGGUUAAAACUUGACACACAAGAAUUGUACUGGUCCUGCAACUGAUGUUCCAUUUCUGAUCUUGAGGAGUUUGGAGCAACCAUUGAAGUUGUUGGUGGAGACGGUGCUUCUACCUCUACAGUGUGAGCCCUUCCCAAAGUCUUCUCUGCCAUGAGUACAAUGUGCUUUUACUACCUCAUAUUUUGUUGUGUUUAUUACAUCCAUUUUUCUUCACUUGAAUAAUGGUGGGAAUUUUGCCAUAUAAUACCAUGUGUCCCUCUCUCUAUAUUGCAUUGCUACAACUCUUGAUGUGCUUUUUUGUUCCGCACCUUUUCAUAUAUAUGUCUCUUCCACCGUUAUUCAUUCAA
Messenger RNA from Lathyrus oleraceus (garden pea), 2061 nucleotides. RefSeq lists its product as uncharacterized. The coding region runs from base 172 to 1692 and encodes 506 amino acids. The record is from RefSeq and is a predicted model, not a curated record. Lineage: Eukaryota; Viridiplantae; Streptophyta; Magnoliopsida; Fabales; Fabaceae. The transcript is spliced from 4 exons.